GCGCGCAGGCGCGCUGCGUGCGCGCCCAGCGUCAGGGGAGUGCUGCGGUCUGCGGGUGGGGGCUCGUCCCGUCUGUGGCGUGCAGUUGCGCGCGACUGGUGCUGGGAGGGGGUGUGUGAGGGACUGUGGUCGGAAGUCGCGGAACUCUCCACCCGGGUGCCGCCCCAGUGGACUGUCGUGGCGUCAGGGACUGGGAAAGUGCAGACAGCGGGCAGCUGGGGCCAGGCGGCGACUCGCCGACGGGGCUUCGUGUGUCUACUGGGUAAAGGCGGCGGCGGCGGCGGCGGCGGCGGCGCAGCGGCCCGGUGCGUGCCACAGCGGAGCGAGCGCAGCCCCCGGCCAUGGCGUGUGUCUGCCGACCCUGGGAGUUCAGCGUGGCCUGCGAGCUGGCGGCCGGCGAGAAGGCCUGCGUGGUCGGCUCUGCCCCGCAGCUGGGCAGCUGGCAGCUGAACGGCGCCGUCGAGCUGCAGCUGACGGAGCUCACUGAGGAGCGAGCGUACACCAACGGCGCCAGCAACGGCAGCCAGCAACGGCAGCAGCAACGGCACCGCUAAUGGCUGCACCGAGACCAGAGUGCCAGUUUCCAAGGCAACGGUGACGCUUCGUACCGACCAGGAUGUGCACUACCGCUACUGCGUGUGUGUCGUGCUCAACAUCGACGGCGACCGCAAGAUGGUAGUCCGUCGCUGGGAGACGGACAUCGCGCCCCGGAAGCUGUCCACUUCCGUGCUGGAGGACGUGACGCGCUGCAGUUCGGUGGAACACUUCGGCUGCAUCACCCCAAUGCCGCACGUGGACCGCGGCUGGCUCAAUGUCGAGUCGGUGGUGCAGCUCAAGCUGUACAACAACCCCGUCGAACUGUGGAAAAAGCGCCAAAGAAAGUACCGCAUCAAGGUAACGCCGGUGAACCUGGAGAAGAAGAUGCUGCAGGAGCCCCUGCUGACCGGCGAGGAGAGCUCCGAGAUGGACAUGCAAACCCUGCGCGGCGGCGCUAUGUGGCCCAUCAUGGAACUGGCUGUGAUGCAGGAGGGCGAGACGUCCUUUAAGCACCAGGGGCAGUUCGGCCGCGAGUACUUGGCCGACGACUUCUUCACCUUCCAGUGUCAGAUGCUGAAGCCGGACACGAUCGCCUACAUGGUGGACCUUUACUCGGCGACGGUGGCCGAGGACGGCACGGCUGAGCACAUCGGCUUCUGCCACAUCCUGCCCAAGAACCUGAAGCUGACCACCGGCAUCAUCACCCUGCCCAUCACCGGCACCAACCACCAGCCCAUCGGACAGCUGACAGUGGACUACCUGAUGGUGCGUCCCAUGACCGAGAUGAAGUGUCGCAUGGAGAGCUCGUUCUCCCGCUACUGGCGCGCCACCUGGCGGGGCCUGGACGUCGGACACCGCGGCGCCGGCAGCUCCUUCACGCACAAGUCGGAGGUGUGCGCCAACAUCCGGGAGAACACGAUCGCCUCUCUGAAGCAGGCGAUCGAACACGGUGCCGACUUCGUGGAGUUCGACAUCCAGCUCAGCAAGGAUCUAACGCCGAUCAUCUACCACGACUUCCACGUGGGCAUCGCGCUGCGCAAGAAAGACAUCGUCGAGGACCACCACCUGCUGACGGUGCCGCUCAAGGACCUGGAGUACAGCCAGCUGCGGCAGCUGCAGGUGUACAACAUCGAGGAGGGCAAAAUGGGCUCCUUGCAUCUAGAGAAUGAUACGACGGAGGACAGCCAGCCGUUUCCCACUCUUCAGCUGGCCAUGGAAACACUGGACCCACACGUGGGCUUCAACAUUGAGAUCAAGUGGACUAUGCAGCUACAGGACGGCUCAUUCGAGCUGUACCACCCGUUCGAGCUGAACAGCUACAUCGACAACAUCCUGAAGGUUGUGCUGACCUACUCGGGCACGCGCAAGAUCAUCUUCUCCUGCUUCCACCCGGACAUCUGCACGAUGCUGCGCCUGAAGCAGAACCGGUUCCCGGUGCUGUUCCUGACGCAGGGCGAGACGAACCAGUGGCCGCCGUACCUGGACACGCGCACCCAGACGCUCGAGAUGUCGCUGCUGUUCGCACGCUCCGCCCAGAUCCUGGGCGUGAACGUGUUCUCGGGUGUGCUGCUGAAGCAGCCGGAGUUCGUCAAGCACGCGCAGGCGCAGGGUCUCAUAGUCUUCUGCUGGGGUGACGACAACGCCAACGUGGAGACGAUCCGCUACCUCAAGUCGGUGGGAUGCGACGCCAUCAUCUACGACCGCAUGGACAAGUACUGCACCAAGGACAACAAGGAGUCCAUCUUCCUGAUGGAGUCGAGGCAGGCGCGCGCCAUGUCGCUGGGCGGCGCGGACGCGAUAAGCGACGGUUCUGACGCGUCCUCCGACACGGCCACCGAGUCGUGCCACGGCCAGCCCACCGGCCUGGUUUGCUGUCCGCCGGCCGAGGCCGAGCAGGACAGCUAGCCGCCGCCGCCGGCACGUGCGUGGUGCGGCGGCGCAGAGCCAGCGGCGCGGCGUUGCGCCCGGCACUGAACGGCGCGGCCGAGGGCCCGUGAAGUGCCUGAAGAGCGACAGGGUUCUGGGGACGUGCCGGGGGAGGAUCACGGCAGGUGCCCUGGAACGCGCAGACGAUGACUUCAGAUACCCUGGACUCCUUUACGUAAGACGUGAUGAGGACGACGUUCGGUGUCCCGCAACGCACUGAGAAUGACGUCAUAUCGCCCGGAACGUCUCGAAGAUCACGUCUAGUCAUCCGGGACAUGUCACAAAGAUGACCUCAGACUGCGUGGGACGUGCCGCUGAUGACGUCAGACCAUCUUGGCGUACCGGAAAGAACUCGACGUCCCUUGGGUCGUGACCCCACUCAGGUGGCAUGUUCGGCGCCCAUAUAUUCAGGUAUCCCUCUCUAGCGUGACGCGUGCACCGCACCCUGGUUUGGCCUCGGGUCGGGUCUCGCCGGCGCCACUGGACCCGUGUGAUCGACUCCGCCGCUUAUCAGCGGGUACACCCUCGACCGGCUGGUAUCUGGCCGCGCCGCGUCCCUCCCAACAUGGGAGUUGUCCUACACCAAAUGGAUAUGUUGAGUGACGUGUUGAAGAUCGAAGGGGGUUGAAGGUAGUUUUUUUGCGCAGUACGCAAGCGUUAAGCGAUAACAUUUAUCGUUUUCUGCGUGGAGUGUGCGCUGAUACUGUCGUAUUGUUAAGCUGUAAAAGACAUGCCAAUAUUGACGGUGGUAAUUUAAAUUCGCUGAUAGCAAUCGGAGUGAUAUUGUACGCUAUAUAUUACGUACCUAAAAUCUUCCGAUGUGCUGACUGAGUGAAGAACGAGCCCAGUCUCAUGCCCACGGUUUGCCAAGUUUAUGGUUCGGACUGUUUUUUUUUUUAGCAAUGUUCGAAAUGUUUGCGAAAGGUAAAGGACGCCCGUACAUGUCAUUUGUGAAGUAACGAGAACCCCAUGAGUGCGACUUGCACGCGCUAGUUAAGUUCAGACUAAGAAGAACCGCCAUUAAGUGUUGAAUACAAAAAUAGAAGUUC
Molecule: messenger RNA, 3512 nt
Organism: Pollicipes pollicipes
Lineage: Eukaryota; Metazoa; Arthropoda; Thecostraca; Pollicipedomorpha; Pollicipedidae
Product: glycerophosphocholine phosphodiesterase GPCPD1
Exons: 12
Coding region: 673-2442 (589 amino acids)
Biological process (GO): glycerophospholipid catabolic process
Molecular function (GO): glycerophosphocholine phosphodiesterase activity
Source: RefSeq, a predicted model, not a curated record